This is a messenger RNA of Dama dama (fallow deer), 3345 nucleotides long. RefSeq names its product solute carrier family 9 member C2 (putative) (gene SLC9C2). The transcript has 25 exons. Bases 1 to 3345 code for a protein of 1114 amino acids. Gene Ontology annotation, cellular component: membrane. The record is from RefSeq and is a predicted model, not a curated record. Gene Ontology annotation, biological process: proton transmembrane transport. Lineage: Eukaryota; Metazoa; Chordata; Mammalia; Artiodactyla; Cervidae. Gene Ontology annotation, molecular function: monoatomic ion channel activity; sodium:proton antiporter activity.
AUGUCAAAAGCUAAUGUGUCCUUCUGGGUACAAAAAGAAGGUAACAGACCUGAUUUACUCUGUGGAAGGGCCGCUGACUACCCUGUUGUGAAGGGACAUUUCCUGAUUCUUGUAUGGUCCACGCUUGUUUUGGGAGGACUUCUGAGGGCAUUUUUAAAGAAUUCUGACGUCAUUGUCUUGACGAUUCUUUCUCUAUUUGGACUUUUAAUAGGACAACUGGCCUACGAUUUUGUUGAGAUGCACCAAAUUGUCUACCCUCUUCUAAGAACAUCAAGUUUUUCACUUUAUUGUUAUUUUUCACCUUUAAUUAUAUUUAUGGCUGCUUUGGAUGUAGACUUCUAUAUACUCAAGAAUGUGUUUUGGCAGGUCUUCUUAACUGGAUUAAUUAGCUUUGCUACAGCAUUCAUCAUAAUUGGAUAUGUGGUUCUGAAAUUCAAUAAACAUUCAUGGGAUUUGGAGUCUUGCCUCCUCUUUAGCAUGGCCCUUGGCAUUACAGAUCCUAUUUAUUCUGUGAAUUCACUGAAAACUAUUGGCAUUUCUAAGAUGUAUACUGAUAUCAUUAGAGGAGAAUCAAUGAUCAUCUGUGGCUUCACAUCCAUUUUUUUUUCAGUUUUUCAGAGAGGCAUACUUCAGAUGUCCAACUUUAGAGAGUUACAUGUAAUUGUGGGCCUCACCUUGGACAUUUUGGGGAGCAUAGUAUGUGGAUAUUGGUGUGCAAGGAUCAUUCAGUUUAUAUUGACUGACCUGUUCAGCAAUACACUGACCAAUAUAAUUUUUUGCAUCUCAAUGGUGUACAUGACUUUCUACAUUGUGGAAUUUUUGGGAAUGUCAGGUACAGUUGCGUUAGCCACUGUAGGACUAAAUUUAGAUUCCUUAAGCUUUAAACCGAGGAUCAAGUUGAUAAUUACUAAGUUUCUAAUAAUGUUUUCAUGUAUAUUCCAACAUUUAAUAUACACUUUCUUUGGCAUCGUAAUUGGAUGUGGACAAAUCAAAGAUUUUCAAUUUCACACUGUAGUUUUCAUGUCUAUCUUAUUUGUAACAGUGAAUUUUGUAAGGUUUGUUACUGUUGUGUUAGUAAGCCCUAUUCUGAUGCAUUCAAGUUAUGAGUACAACUGGAGGUGGGGAAUUGUUAUAGCAUGGUCUGGAAUUAAAGGAGUUUUUAGCUUACUCUUUGCUCCUGAAGUUCAUAAUCUGGCUGAAGAAAGAGUAGAGUCACCAGAGCUGUUUAUAUUGUACAUACAAGUAAUAUCCUUAAUGACCUUGGGAAUAAAUUCAUACAUGAUGACUCGUUUGGCCAGGACAUUAGAUUUGUGUGCCCUUUCCAUUCCAAGACAGAUGGCCAUGCAAAAUGCCAUUAAGCACAUCCAGGAGAUGAUACAGAGCAGAAUAACUUUAUUUAAAACAGAAAAACUUUUGACAAAUGUUAAUUGGACCUUAGUAGAAGAAAAAACAAAGAUUGAAUACAUCAUUCCUACUCCUCAUGUUUCAAGUGACAAUAAGGCGAAGGAAGAGUUCCCAACAGAUGAAGUUUUACUAGAAGAAGCCCGAUUGCAUGUAGUUAUGAUACAAAUAAGUAGCUUUGAAAAGCAGUGUAAUGAUGGAGUCCUUAGUGUCGAGGCAGCCCGGACAUUAAUUGGUGCAACCAAAAGCUAUUGCCACAUCCAAGGAAAAUUCAUGAGUAUUUAUGAUGUUUCAACUUAUGUAAGAGCUAGAAGUUGGCUUGUGAAGUUUAAACACACAUUAACUUUCUUGGAAUAUCAUAAAGAUAAGACAUCUGCUAUUCUAUAUGGGCAUAAUAGAUUUCUUAUAUUUAUAUAUCACAUUGUAUUUUCAGAAGAAUUUGAAAAUGCAGAACAUAUUAUAGGAAUAAUGUACAUUUAUCCUAUGAUAAUGCACCUGUGGCCAACAGCAAGAAAAUUAAAUGUGUCAGGACUGAUAUUCGUAAACUACUAUUUUGUAUGUUUAUAUCUGUUAGAAUCAGCAUUGAAGAUAAUAAUUUUGAAAAAGAAAUAUUUUCACCAACACUGGAAUACUUUGGAAUUUUUUAUUGUGAUUAUUGGAAUUGUUGAUGUAUUUUGUAUAUACUUUGUGAGACUGAGACCAGACAACUUGAUCCUUAUUCAGUUUACAGUAAUAAUAGGUUAUUUCAGAAUAAUUAGAUUUUUUCCUCUUCUCAAGAUAAUAAUACCACUGCUGAUAAAUAUUGUAGAUGUGCAGAUCAAAAAGCGCCUCAGCUUGACAUAUAGUAUUACAAAAGGCUAUGUCAAAAGUCUAGAGGAUACCAAGUUUUUAAUAAGACAGAUUUCUAGCCGAAAGUCAAUAGAUCAGAAAUUAUAUGAAAUUCUGGAAACCAACAAACAAGAUGCUGUCAAAGAACUAGGACUCAUAGAGCAUGAGGGUCGUGAUGUUGUCAUUGCUUUGAAGACCAAGCAGGCAAUCCGGAAUGUGAUUGCUAAAGCUCUGAAAAGCCUCACCUUCCUUUCGUCUAGAGGCAUUAUUGAUAAAUAUGAGAGCCUCGAGAUGAAUAAGGUACUUCUUGAAAAAAUAAAAUCAUUGAAUAACUUUCCAAUGGCAAUCCCGCUCCCUACUCCUGACAAAUAUCUUCAUAAUAUCAUUUGGCUAGAAAAUAAAGAUGCUCUCAUCGAAUUCUUCAAGGAAAGAGCUAAACUCGCCUAUUUUGACUACGGAGAUGUCAUUUGUAAAGAAGGUGAAAUGCCGCAAGGAAUCUACUUGAUUAUUUCAGGAAUGGCAAUCUUGGAGAGUUCACCUCCUACUUUUGGAAUAGACAGGAGCCUAAGGCCUGACAGAGAGUCCACAACUAGGUUUACAGAGUACUGUACCAGUGGAGACGUAAUUGGAGAGUUGAGCUGUCUACUUAAGCGUGAAAUUGAAUAUACUGCCAUCUGUGAAACUAUUUUGCAGGCCUGCUUUAUCUCCCUGGAGGAUUUAUAUGAAGGCUUUGAUUUCUUCUGGCCAUCCCUGGAAUAUAAAAUAUGGCUGAAGCUUGCUCUCAGUAUUGCCUAUCAGUAUUUUGAAUCAAGUCUUGUUGAUGAGGACCUAAAAUUUCAGAAGUGUGUGACGCUCAAUCAUGCAUAUGUGGAGACUUUAUCAAGCUAUAAUGAAAUGAGUAUUGAUAACGUGAACAUGAAAUUUGUUAUUCUUGUGUAUGGCAGUGUUAUUGAUACCAAGACAGAGGUACCAUAUUUUGCACCUUGCAUUUUACCUAAAACCUGUGAACAGGUUCAGGGAACUUCAGAUUUAAGCAAGCUGUUGGUUAUCCAAGCACCUGCGCCUGACAAAAAUGAUGACAAUGCCAAGGUCAUGGGUAAGGGGGUAGCUCUUUAG